AAUGUGUAUGGGUUGUGUAUGUUUAAGUGCUUCAUUUUAUUUUCUGUCAAAACUCAGAGAUUAGGGAUGAUGUUAAGGAAGUUUGGAACAUCAAUUUUCGUCCUCUGUUUUAUCUUUCUUGCUUUGGGGAAAGAGGUUUCAAUCAAGGCGAAAAGUGAGAGCCUUUCAACAAAGAAGAAGGAGAAAUGUACCUAUUUUGUGACAAUAGAGACAACAUGUACAAAGGGUGCAGAAACCUCAAACCAUGUAAGCCUAAGGUUUGGUGAUGAAAAAUCCACUGACAUUUUAGUUCACCAUUUGAAUUCCGAGCAUUUGAAAAGGCUUGAUCCAUUAGAACCACAAGUUCUUGAUGAUAUUCCCAGAAAACCAUUUCAAGCUUGCAUUACAGAUCAGUUUCAAGUCACUGCUCAAUGUGUCGAAUCGCCGAUUUGCUAUCUCUAUCUUAAAUUGGCUGGAAAUGAUGACUGGCGUCCUGGUUUUGCUCAAGUUCAAGUAGUAGAAGGGCCUCAUUUUAGCUCAAAUACAUUCUAUUUUCGACGAUAUUUGCCUCGUCGAGUAUGGCACGGAUUGAACUUGUGUGAAACAGAGGUCACACCUUUUGGAGUAAAGCUUAAGAGAAAAGUAUUUGGAAAAAGAGUUCCAUAAGCCUUUCUGUCAUGUGCAGCAGCGACUUAAUUAGCGUACGCAAGAUCACUAAACUUGUAUGUUCCGGUUUAGGGCGGUACAUGUUCUAAGAUUUUACUUUCUUCCCAAAUUGAUGUUUAUUUUUUGUUAUUUUUCAAGCGAAAAUAAUUUAUGUAUGUCUUUGCGCGAGCAAAAAAGUGUGAGAUAACGCUCCUCGUAAAGUAAAAGGGUGUCUCUGCCAUUAGUCCUUGGGACAUUAAUAUGCAAGUGAAACACAAAAUUUUUAAACAA
Molecule: messenger RNA, 915 nt
Organism: Nicotiana attenuata
Lineage: Eukaryota; Viridiplantae; Streptophyta; Magnoliopsida; Solanales; Solanaceae
Exons: 2
Coding region: 19-645 (208 amino acids)
Molecular function (GO): protein binding
Source: RefSeq, a predicted model, not a curated record